This is a messenger RNA of Trypanosoma grayi, 415 nucleotides long. RefSeq lists its product as hypothetical. The record is from RefSeq and is a predicted model, not a curated record. The annotation marks the transcript as partial. The transcript has a single exon. Lineage: Eukaryota; Euglenozoa; Kinetoplastea; Trypanosomatida; Trypanosomatidae.
AUGUUGGCUGCUCACUGCGGUGCCAUACGCCGCGCCGUCGCAACUCGGCACACACUGAAUGAACGGGUGGGGGUGGGGGAUCGACUGCCCUGCAGCGAGCCUGCCUCCCUGCCUGCCUUGCUGUGCUGCACGUCAUGCAUGACGACGACUGCUGCUCACUUUGUACUGCAACUCCCCUUUAUCUUCUGCAUUCUAUCGCUAUUGCAUCGCACGGUGCGCGUAGUAGUGUGGAUAGUGUAUAGCAAUACCCGCGGUGGGCGGAGCGUGGCGGCCGACGCGGCGAUGGAGAAACUGCUGACACGCAUCGGGCUGCUCAGCAGCACGCGAUCGGGCAGUAGCGGCGACUGGAGCAGCGGCAGCCUCACCUCCUCCAGCAGCGCCAACGCAGCAGCAGCAGCAGCAGCAGCAGCAGCAG